Talaromyces proteolyticus is the source of this 4939-nucleotide messenger RNA. Its product is annotated as ABC transporter. The transcript is spliced from 15 exons. Gene Ontology annotation, molecular function: ATP binding; ABC-type transporter activity; ATP hydrolysis activity. NCBI's taxonomy places the organism in Eukaryota, Fungi, Ascomycota, Eurotiomycetes, Eurotiales, Trichocomaceae. The coding region runs from base 295 to 4671 and encodes 1458 amino acids. Gene Ontology annotation, cellular component: membrane. The record is from RefSeq and is a predicted model, not a curated record. Gene Ontology annotation, biological process: transmembrane transport.
GAAUAAUGCGUAGAUAGAGGAUCGAUUUUAGACCUAUCGUCGGCCGAGGUCCAUAGGAAAGGCGUCAAUCUUGCCCCACUUCACGUCGUCUUUGCAUACAAAGAACAAAGAGGUUCUCCUCUGACAGCCUGACAUGUCACUAAAUGUGCCAGAACAUUUAAAAUGUUCAUUCAAGGCCACUAUUUUCUAAUUCACUAUGUAUCACGACUAGCAUUGAUCUGAACGACCUGUUGACACCAGUCGACUCAGUGCCCUCCCGAAGUCCACUGAGUAGAACAGACUACCAGGUUUGGGAUGAACAUCAUGCCUACAGCUAAGGAUAUCUGCGGCGAUAGUUCGUUUGGGCCUCAGGUCAGAACACAAAAUUGUCGCGGUGGAUUUGAUUUUACCGUCCUAUUCGAGGAGAGCGUGCUGUCACUUGUACCGGCGGCGCUGUUGCUGGUGAUCGCACCUUUCCGACUAGCGCAUCUGUACGGCCAAGACGUAAAGCUUCGCCCGGCUGCUCUCCAUACAUUCAAGCUGCUUGCAAUUAGUGUAUUUGCAUGCUUACAACUAGCGCUUCUGCUUCUCUGGUGCCUCUCCAAGAACACCAUCUUCCCAUCGGUUUCCAUCACGUCUGCAGUAUUGGGCCUCAUUUCUGCUUUUGUGAUCGCUUUGCUAUCACACCUGGAACACAAUAAAUCAAUUAGACCUUCCUUUCUAACUUCCUUAUAUAUACUGGUAACUUUGGUAUUCGACAUUGCGCGCGCGAGAACUCAUUGGCUUCUGCGGCAACAUGACGCUGUCGCAGCUACUCUAGCUGCAAUUGUAGCUUUGAAGCUCGCUAUACUACUUCUUGAGUCCGUGGAAAAGAGAAGCAUUUUGAUAUCAAUAUAUAGAAAUUCUUCUACGGAGUCUACAAGUGGACUCUUCAAUCGCGCCUUAUUCUGCUGGCUUAACCCCCUACUGCUCAAAGGAUUUAUGAGUAUCCUUUCAGUUGAUGACCUCUUCCCAAUUAGUGAAAAUCUGUCUUCUAUACAAGUUACGGAGCAAAUUCAAGCAGGAUGGAGCAAAAGUGAUAAACGGGGCAAGAAUGCUUUCGCUAAGACCGUAGUUCUUAGCUUCAAGUGGCCCUUUCUCGGCACGGUGGUCCCUCGAAUUUGUGUGGUUGCCCUAAAACUUGUUCAACCGUUCCUGAUUCAAGAAUCUAUCAACUACAUCAACAAUCCCAUUGUAUUAGGGUCACAAAACACUGGCUAUGGGCUGAUUGCCGCUUAUGGUUUGGUGUAUCUCUGUAUUGCAGUCUUUACUGGUUGGUAUCAACACUUGACGUUCCGGCUUGUGACGAUGAUACGAGGCGGUCUCGUAGGAGUCAUAUUUAGGAAAAUGCUAGAGUUAAAUAUUAGCGAUGUCCAGGAAUCUUCGGCCUUAACAUUGAUGAGCACGGACGUGGAAAGAAUUGCGGAAACGUGGAACUUUGUGAACGAGCUAUGGGCGAGUCUGAUACAGGCAUUAAUAGCCGUGUGGUUACUGGAGCGGCAACUGGGUGUUGUCUGUGUCUACCCAGUGCUCAUAUCUCUCGCGGCAAGUCUCUCUUCUUUCUGGAUUGCUCGAUACAUAGCUACGCGCCAGAAGGUAUGGAUAGAAGCCAUUCAAAAGAGAGUUAACCUAACCGCGGAGCUUCUUGGAUCAAUAAAAGUCGUCAAAAUGCUUGGGUUUUCAUUUAAGCUAUCUCAAAUUGUCCAAAAUAUGCGAGUUGCUGAGUUAGACCUUUCGAAAAGAUAUAGAAGACUGUCUGUUACAAAUACCUGCUUGACGAACUUGCCUAAUAUCAUCAUUCCUGUAAUCACAUUUACUGCCUUUGCGGUUUCAGGACAUAACGGUAUAAAUGUGUCCCAAGCGUUCACAUCUUUAUCAAUUCUAAGCCUUAUAACCUCGCCUAUCGCCAACAUGAUCUAUGCAAUUCCGCAGUUAUACUCGGCUCUGGGCUGCUUUCAACGGAUCCAAGAAUACAUCCAAAAGGAACCCCGACACGAUUCAAGACAAUUAAUUAUGCCAUUUGACAGAAAACAAAGUUAUGCACAACUAGAGCCUUCUGCCUCAACCUAUAAUCAGAUGGAAUUGCAAUCACUUAAAAGACCAGCCCAUGAAUCGGAUACAGAAGCUUCAACUACUAUAUGUAAAUCCAUGGUCGCUAUUCGAGACGGCUCCUUUGGAUGGCACAAGACCGGCCCAGCCACCGUUCAAGGUAUCGACUUGCAACUUUCGGGACCGUCGCUGACUAUUGUGGUCGGUCCUGUAGGCUGCGGAAAGUCAACGUUGCUCAAAAGCAUUCUCGGUGAAACCUUCAACCUCACAGGAUCUUUGAACAUUUUAUCCCUAGAAAGCGCUUUCUGUGACCAGAUUCCUUGGAUUAAAUCCGGUACGCUCCGAGAAAAUAUAAUUGGGCACUUGGAGUUCGAUGAUGUCUGGUACAAGGCAAUCAUCUAUGCCUGCGCACUGGAUACAGACUUUCAGCAGCUGCCUGACGGUGAUCAAACUACCGUCGGAAGUAAGGGUAUGAAACUGAGUGGUGGACAGAGGCAACGAUUGUCAAUUGCCCGAGCAAGCUAUGCAAGAAAACAGCUUGCAAUUUUUGACGAUGUUCUUAGUGGACUAGACGCUCUGACGGAAGAAAAGGUUUGCAACCGUUUACUUGGUCGGCACGGAUUGCUUCGCAAGUCCGGGACUGCUGUUAUAUUAGCGACACAUUCUGUGAAUUACCUGUCGCUGGCAGAUCACAUCGUAAUCUUGAAUUCUGACGGUCGUAUUGCCAAGCAAGGAACAUUUGAACAACUGAGCACUAGUGGUCGAUACCUUGAUGGCCUGGCUCGCCAUGAGAGAACACUAGGCAUUAAAGACAACGAAGGUCUACCGCAAGUACCAACAAGCACCACGUCACUUAGAAGUUCGGAACCCAGGUCUGCGAGUAGAGAUGCGCAUCGCCAGGAGGGAGACUGGAGUGUUUAUCGAUUCUACGGAGCAUCUAUGGGCUGGUGGAGGCUGGCAUUUUAUGCUACCUCUAUCGUCAGUUCUAGCACUUUUUCUGGCCUACAAACCAUAUGGCUUAGUAUGUGGUCCCAAUCCAACGAUGAAGGCUCGAGAUUAGAUUACUGGCUCUCUAUAUACGGGCUAUUUGCGCUGUGCAAUGCUCUAGCCCUUAUAAUUGCCUGCUUUUAUUUUAUGGUUAUCAUCGUUCCACGGUCUUCGCAACAUCUCCACUGGUCAGCUCUGAAGAUUGCUAUGAGUGCCCCACUCUCUUUUUUUACUCGCAUAGAUACCGGGAUUAUUGUCAAUCAUUUUAGCCAAGACAUGCGGCUUCUUGAUAUGACCUUACCAAAUGCGAUGAUUUCGGCUUCGUUUCAGCUUGUUAAUACUAUCUGGAGCUUCAUUCUUACUUCAAUCGCUGUCUGGUACAUGGUAAUACCUAUACCAUUCCUCGUUGGACUCGUGUACGGAAUCCAGAAAUUUUAUUUGAGAACCUCCCGGCAACUACGAUUACUCGACCUCGAAACGAAGGCGCCCCUAUACUCUCACUUCAUUGAGUCUCUUUCCGGAUUGGCGACCUUACGAGCGUUUGGCUGGUCUGAGGCUGCCUUCGAGAAGAAUUUUCAGCUUCUUGACAUAUCCCAAAAGCCAUUCUACCUACUUCUAUGCGUCCAAAGAUGGCUUACGCUGGUCUUGGAUAUAGUCGUUGCGAUUGUUGCUGUUCUACUCAUAUCGCUAGCCGUAGCUUUACGUUCGCAGAUCAAUCCUGGGUUUUUAGGUGUAGCAAUGGUUAACGUCAUGAAUCUAAGUACCGCACUUACUAACUUGGUUAAUUUCUGGACACUUUUAGAAACGUCGCUAGGUGCAGUUCGGAGGAUCAAGGACUUUACGGAGAAUACAGAAUCUGAAAAUUUAGCAGGAGAGGACCAGAUUCCGCCGCCUGAAUGGCCAGUGAAGGGUGACUUGGCACUCAUUGGGAUAUCCGCGGCAUACAAUUCAAAUGACACUCCCGUCCUUUCCAAUAUUACUCUAUCAGUGACGCAUGGCCAGAGAGUUGCAGUCUGUGGAAGAACUGGAAGCGGAAAGAGCUCCCUUCUUCUCGCUCUUUUAAGGAUGAUUGAUCUUACCGAAGGCACUAUCAUGAUUGAUGGCGUUGAUACCUCCAGGAUACCGCGAGACUUCCUUCGCUCUAAAUUUGUGACCCUGCCACAGGAUUACUUUUCGCUUGCGGGAACUGUGCGCUUCAACGCAGAUCCCCUCGGCCAAGCUUCUGAUGAGCAGAUUAUUGCUGCACUUGAGCAGGUCCAGCUGUGGAAGCUGAUCCGCACUAAGGGGGGUCUGGACGUCAAUAUGGACGGCAGCCUCUUUUCCCACGGACAGAUCCAGCUCUUCAGUCUCGCAAGAGCAAUGUUGCAGGAGAACCCAAUCCUGAUACUUGACGAGCCAACAAGUAGUGUCGACACCGAUACCGAGGAGCUGAUCCAGCGGCUCCUUCGCGAGCGGUUCAACAAUCAUACUAUCAUCAUGAUCGCGCACAGGCUAAAGAGUGUCGCUAACUAUGACAAAAUAGCCGUCCUGGAUGGCGGCAAACUUGCAGAAUUCGACUCUCCCGACGCCCUUCUGUCCAGGCCUUCCAUCUUCCGAAGCUUGUAUGAAGCUUGCUAAUGAUCAUAUUUUCCGUGCUAUAUUAAAACAGAAGGUUUAUGGCUCUCUCAAUCAUGCUGUGAGCCGUCAUUUACUGGACUGGGCCUUGUGUACACCCCAUUGUGCGAUAAUUCUAGAUUGUGAAGCCCCACCCCAAUGAAUGAACGGAUUAUUGGAAUUCGAACCUCAACCUCGUUAAUGACGUAUAUUUUACUCUGCAGUGUAUUACGAGCCACAAGUGAAGUAGUAGGGAUUAUAAAUCAGGCUCGCAUACUAGUGAUGAGCGUUG